Aedes albopictus (Asian tiger mosquito) is the source of this 2753-nucleotide messenger RNA. RefSeq lists its product as uncharacterized. The record is from RefSeq and is a predicted model, not a curated record. NCBI's taxonomy places the organism in Eukaryota, Metazoa, Arthropoda, Insecta, Diptera, Culicidae. The coding region runs from base 442 to 951 and encodes 169 amino acids. The transcript is spliced from 5 exons. Gene Ontology annotation, biological process: regulation of synaptic transmission, cholinergic; positive regulation of voltage-gated potassium channel activity; sleep.
GGCACCGCGGCGGUACGUUGCGUUAGAUCGGGCGGGAUUGACUCAUUAGUUGCGAGGCCCCUUGGGUCGGUUGUCGCGGAUGUGUCGGUUAGUUUAGCUUAGAACGUUGCCGAGUGCAGUCCGGUGCUGACUCGCGUCGGGAGUGAAGAAGUCCAGUCAGGUUGGCUCUAGUAGAGCAGUGGAACCAGUCAGUGUCAAAGAGCUGCUAAUCCUUCGGCUUUUGGUGGUGGACUUUUGGUGGGGGAAAGCCAGUGUUUCCUGUUUGACCUGCCGCAAUUUCCGGGGCGGAUAGGUCACAACGCGGGUGUUUCGGUCGAACGGUUCCUAGGGACCACGCUGCGGAUUGGCAUCCUCAUUCCGGUGUUUCAAUUCCGGUUGCAGUUUACGUUUCUAUUAAUGGAUUUCCAGUGGUGAACAAGUGACGACAAAAAAUCGGAUAAAAUGAAUAAAUUUUAUGCGAUUUUUAUGCUAAUCAUUCUGAUCGCCCUCACAGUUGAGCCGGGUCAUGGUAUCAAGUGCUACAACUGUGAUUCGACCAGCAACCAGGACUGCACGGAGAUAACGAAAAACAGCGGAAUCGUCGCGGAGACGUGCACACCCAGCAUAAUGGCUUCGACGACGGGCAAUUGGCUGGCGGAUUUGACCCGGAUUGAAUACUUUGGCGGAGCGGAGAUUACGGUCCCGAUGGUAUGUCAGAAGAUUGUGGCAACCAAUGAAAAUGGCGACACCAUGACCUACCGUGGCUGCCAGCUGGACGGAGGCAAAACGGACCCCUGCCAGAUCGCCUUCGGCAAGGCAAAACUACAGCGAGGGGUCAGCAUCGAGCACUGUUCGAUCUGCAAAGAUGACGAAUGCAACGGGGCCUUCAGCACGAUCCGGGGAAGUCGCACAGCUGCCGUGGCCUUUGCCAGCUUGCUGAUCGUGGCGAUCGCCAAUAGAGUACUACUUUAAGGUUGUGUACGAAGCUUGUGGUAGAAAAACGAUUCAUGUUUCAACUACGCUAGAGAAUAGAUCGGUUUUUAUAUGACAUACAAUGAUAUUCACGUUUAGCGAACACAUAAUGAAUAGAAGUUGCAAACAGCUAGGAAACACUUGCAGUGUAAAUAACCUACUCCUAGAGUGUAGAUUUGCUUGAUAUUAUUAACUUGACCGGUAUGGUCAUUGCAACGUUCAUGAAUGUCUUUAGAAUUUCAAUACUAUUUUAAGAAAACAAACAAGCAUCACUGGUGAAAAUUUUACGAUAAGCAAGCCCAACUUAGAAUUAAGCACGAUCUUUUGAUUACGAAUAACGAAGGCACAUCGUAAACACGUCACGUAUAUAAUGAAAUAUAUUUGAUUACCCGAUAUAAAUAAUAUAUUCACGCAUAUGCCUUCAUUGUAAACCCGCAAGGAGAUUUGUACAAUUGUUUUUUAAGUUAAAAAAAAAACUCGUUCGGUACAUGAUGUCAACUGCAAGCACACACAGAUGCUAAAAUGGUGAUUUGAAAACGCUACAUCAGUAUAAAUAAACCCCAUCUAGCGUUAGUCAUAAUACUGUUUGUAUCAUACGAAUAACCACUGAAUAAAUUUAACUAAACUAUACUAUAAGAUAACUUAUCUAGAGCGCUCGAGAUCUGUAGACAACAGUAAACAGAAAAAAAAACAAUCGCAGACCCAUAUCUCACGAUCAGCGUCAAUGUCAAACUAUAAAUCAACAUCUCAAAUCAAAAUAUUCUACAAAUCAAUUUAUUUCGUCUUUGCACCUACAGUUAACUUUGUUCCUGCUAUUGAAUUAAUAGUUAAAAACAAAACCCAGAGUCAAGUAUCUACUGAUAACCUCUAAUCAAAACCGUUUCUCAUUCAAUUUUUCUCAUAUUUGCACUAAAAAGGAUUUCUAGACUCAAGCAACCACAAUAGACGAUAAGCGUUUGUUUGAAUGCUGCACUUUUUCUUGGCAUUUCCAACCAAUCAGCAACAAAACACAACUUGAUAACUACUAAUUAACAAUACAUAUGCAAUAUAAGCGAUAGUAACAUUCGACAAAUAAUGGAAUAAUGGUUAGUGAACGUAGAACGAAGCAGACGAGUAGGCAAUAUAAAGUAAAGUGAGCGAAUAAGAAAGAUAACUUUGUUAUAGAACUAACCGAGGUGUGAAGCAUUGGGCAAAGAUUACGUCACAUGCGGAUCGACGAAAGGAUUUGUUUUUCCUAAACUAGCAAUAUAAAUAAAUCAAAAGCUGUAACAAUCCCCAGAUAACAACACAAAACCGUUAAAAAUAAUAAAAAACGAACCAAUUCCCCUCAGAAAGCGGCCCGACAGAGAAACCAGUUGUCGUAACACGACAGCGACAGCGACAGUCAAAAGUCGGCAGGCAGUACUGUGAAAAUGAUCAGCAGAAAUAAAUACACUGCAUAUUCGCAAAAGGGUAAGACCAUUACAAUAACAACAAAAACAACAACCGAAAAAGCACACCAAAUCACGGCCUGCGUUUUUGAUUCAUUGAUACCUUAUCACACGGCCCGGGGGCUCUAACCACCGCACCGCCCCGAUUUCCGACCGAUUGAUUUGAUUUGUGCGCUACCUGUGCUUGGAGCUGCCCAGUUUUUGAGUCUGGCGUGGGUGGUGGGUGCGUUGCGUUAUAGGGUUGGGGCGUACGAUUUCUAGCUUACUUCAGAGUAAUUACGAUUGCACUACUGAUAGCUUUAUCGCCGGUCAACGAUAUGAACUCGUUAGGCAAUUUGCGAAACAUCUGUAGUAAUUAUCGGUCGAUUGAUU